CAAAAUGUCGGAAACUGAUGUGGAACAGAUCAGAACCUUUAAGGAUUUCAUGGCUAAUUAUAACAAGUUGAGUGAAAUAUGUUUCUCCGACUGUGUCUGGGAUUUUACAAGCAGAAAGGUAGAAAAACUAAGAAUGAUUAAAGGGACUGUUGAUUUAAGAAGCGACCCUCCCAUUUAUAACGUUACCAAAUUCCUGUUAUGUAUCAGAUAUCAUCGGUCGUUGANGACCCAUUUCUCUUUCACUCGACCCCUUCCCCCCUCUGUCAAAAUUAGAAAUGUUAAAUUUCUUCUUUUUCAGGAAUUUCAAGUUGUUGCAAAUGAAAACGCUAUGGCUCAGAUUUCUCGAACUGGAAGGAUGUAGAACAGAUUUUCUAUCAUAGAAAAACAAAACUCAAUUGGAAUUCAAAUGUGUAUUUUCUGAUUCGGAAAAUUAGGUUUUUGUGUCUUAAUUUCCAGGAAACAAGAAUUUUGAGCCAGGAAAACGGAAUUUUGAGCUUGGAAACUGGUUUUUGAGAAAAAGAAACCAUGAAUUUGAAAACUAAUUUUUUUUUGUCUUUGAUAUAUACAAAUAUUUUGAUAUGUUGAGUAUUGUGUAGCCGAAUUUUUAGCAUUUUUUAAUGAAAUUUUGUUAUUAAACUUAUGUUAUAUGUAGUUGUUUUUUCUUUCAGAAAGAUUUAAAGUGAAGAAAUGUCGGUUACUAUAUCUACGAAUUGUUUGACAAGCAAGUCUCUUAACGGCCUCCUAUCUACUAUUCCUGUAGAGGCUGGCGAGGCUGAGGGGAAACCAACUGAGAAUGAUGAUGAUCAAUAUGAUUUUGAAGUUGAUUCUAUAGAUCCUGAUAUUUGUGUUGAAUUGAGAUCACCGAAGAC
Eurytemora carolleeae is the source of this 869-nucleotide messenger RNA. RefSeq names its product mitochondrial import inner membrane translocase subunit Tim9. The coding region runs from base 5 to 361 and encodes 118 amino acids. The transcript has 4 exons. The record is from RefSeq and is a predicted model, not a curated record. Lineage: Eukaryota; Metazoa; Arthropoda; Copepoda; Calanoida; Temoridae.